GGUGUAGUCCGCGCUUUUAGUCACCCAAGUCAAACCGUAGCGUUAGCUAGCUACCUCGCUUCCAUACACUCACGUAUUCUGCAGCUUAUCGUUUUGUGACAGAACACCUGCUCAGGUCCCGCCUGAAUGAGGAGCCUAUAAGUCUCUCAGCGUAAUGUCUGGUUUAGAUCCGCCAACCCCGCCGAUGGAGUCGUGCGGGGAGGGAGGAUAUGCGGCUUUUUACCCGCCCGGCUACCAGGCCCUUCAUCCGGAGGAGCACGGACUGGAGCGUCCCUUUCGCCUCACGGCCUUCUCCGACAUGAAGGGAUGAGGCUGUAAAGUCCCGCAGGAGGCUCUGCUCAAACUCCUGCAGGGACUUGAGUCCGACCGUCAGGCCGGACAGGAUGGGAGGACAGGAGAAAGCGGGGAAGAGACCUCCGAGUUCGGCCAGCUUGGCCCGGUUUCACACGGCCCCCGGUUAGGUAUUGGGAUGGAUUCUUGUGUCAUCCCUUUAAGGCAUGGAGGGCUGUCCCUGAUCCAGACCACAGAUUUUUUCUAUCCUUUAGUUGAAGAUCCAUAUAUGAUGGGUCGAAUUGCCUGUGCGAAUGUGCUGAGUGAUCUGUACGCCAUGGGCAUCACUGAGUGCGAUAACAUGCUGAUGCUUCUCAGUAUCAGCCAGAAAAUGAAUGACAAGGAGAGGGAGCAUGUGAUGCCUUUAAUGAUGAGGGGCUUCCGUGAUGCAGCUGAGGAAGGCGGGACUUCGGUGACAGGUGGCCAGACUGUGAUGAACCCCUGGAUCAUUGUAGGUGGUGUGGCCACUGUGGUGUGCCAGCCCAAUGAUUUCAUCAUGCCAGACGGUGCCAUACCAGGUGACGUGCUGGUUCUCACCAAACCUCUCGGAACCCAAGUAGCUGUCAAUGCUCAUCAGUGGAUGGACAUACCAGAAAAAUGGAACAAGAUCAAGUUGGUGAUCUCAAAGGAGGAGGUGGAGCAGGCUUAUCAGGAGGCCAUGCUCAACAUGGCUACACUCAACCGCACUGCUGCUGCUCUAAUGCACAAGUUCAACGCACACGCUGCCACAGACGUCACAGGCUUCGGGAUCCUUGGGCAUGCGCAGAAUCUGGCGAAGCAACAGCGCAAUGACGUGGCCUUUGUCAUCCACAACCUGCCCAUCAUUGCUAAGAUGGCUGCGAUCAGUAAGGCUGGGGGGAACCUGUUUGGCUUGCUGCAAGGGACCUCCUCUGAGACGUCAGGUGGGCUCCUGAUCUGCCUGCCACGGGAGCAGGCAGCGCGAUUCUGUGCGGAGAUGAAGGCUAGCCGGAGCUCAUCAUUGGGCCAGGACGGUGGUAUAGGUGAUGGUCAGCAGGCUUGGAUUAUUGGCAUUGUGGAGAAGGGCAACCGCUGCGCCCGCAUCAUCGACAAGCCUCGCAUCAUUGAGGUGCCGUACCGCGGUGCUGUGGCCAACACACAGGAGGGCAACAACAACAACAACGCCAGCCCUCCUGAGACACAGCCCACCCAGGCAUAGUGGUGCAGCUUCUACAGCCUAGAAUACAAUAGGAGUGUGAUAGGAAUGUCUCUGUUUCAUCUUCACGUCUCCACUUUUCUCAGCCCCCUCUUUCUGGGUGUGGUCUCUCUCUGUCGUGUGUGUGUGUGUGUGUGUGUGUGUGUGUGUGUGUGUGCUUCUGGAAGGUGUGAUAUGCACAAUCCAGUCCUACUAAACCACGUUUGUGUGAAUGGGCAUAAAUGUGUCAGGCAAGUGUGUGUGUGUGUGUGUGUGUUAGAGGCGCUAUGAGGGGGGGGGUGUUCAGUCUGCUGUUCAUUUCUUCUCCCUGUUCAGCCGAUGGGUUGAGAGCAACAGACCAAAAAAAUCUUUCCUUUUACCUGGUGGGAAAUGAAAUGGACAGCAAAUAUAUCAUUCAUGUCAUAGAGUGUCUGCUUGUGUUCUCUGCUGGUCACUUGCUUCUUUUUGCCAUUCUUGUCUUUCCACUCUUUUUGUGGGUUGGUCAGGUGACCUGUUAAAUUGCCUGAGUUUAAAUAUUGAUGGCUUUUUAAGGCACUUUUUCCAGCUAUAAACAGUCCAUCUUGUUCUUAAAAAGUCAAGACAUAUCAGAUCAACUGCAUUUUUCUCUGACAAUCAAAGCCAAAUGUUGGGGGGGGAAAAACCCCAAAACAUCCAAGCAGCAAAACUUGAUGCAGGCGUGUCUAAUCUUAUUUGCAGAGGGCCAGUGUGGCUGCAGGUUUUUCAUUUGAGUCAGGACAUACUUGAUUGAUUGGGCCUGUUUAAUCAUUUGGUCUCAGUCUUCAAAGAACAGGUCAUGUGAGCUUCUCUGUUGUUGGAAUGAGAACCUGCAACUGUGCCAGCUCUUUAACGCUGCAGAUAAGAUUGGACAGCCCUGCCUUAAGGUACUCAAACAUGAUUAAAUCAAACCAAACGAAAUGUUCCAAAUCUUAAAUGUGGGUGUAUUUAAUUUAUUUGAUAUUUAAUUGUACAAUUACGUCAAAGAGUUGAAUGCAAGCGAUCGAAUUAAGGAAGCUUGUGUUUUUGUUUUCUUUUUUUUUCCCUUUUGCCUUUCUGUGUAUGUUCUGAUCAUGUCCACGUUCUCAUGUAGCCGCUUAAAUGUCAUGGAUGGUUGAAAAGUAGCUAAGAUUUCUUCAGGUCUACAGCUUGGAUGAAGUUAACUUUGAGGUUUUGCAAUGAAGUCACAACUAGCAGUGCUGUAUCAGUUUUCAUUAGGUGCGUGAUCUGCGGUAGCUUUAGGUGGAAGCGUGUGCCUGGUUUUGUAUGACGUUUUAGAUUUGUGGAAGGGUUGGUUGUCCUCUUAACUCUGAGGUGUGCAUCGUUACUCCACCAUUACGUUCUUUUUGUUUGAAUCAGUAGUAGUGGAAUGGUAGUCUGGCUCCUCCCCCUGUAUCAGAGAGAGGGUUGAGCAGCUCUCUUUGAUCCAACUGGUGAAUCAGAAUGCCAGAGAUAUCGGCUGAAUAGCUGCAGUAGAACAGAAGCACCGCUCCUCCUGAUAAUGAUGCAUUUCCCUUUAAACCUGAUAGCGAGGGUGGGAGAAGCUGAUGUUACUGGAAAGGAGGAGCGGUCCCUGAUCUACUUAAGUCUAUUCAACUGGAUUAGAGUUUGUCACCGAUUUAUAUGCCAUCUCAAGACAAUAAAACAAUCAAUGUAGUUUCUCUAAA
Molecule: messenger RNA, 3165 nt
Organism: Pygocentrus nattereri (red-bellied piranha)
Lineage: Eukaryota; Metazoa; Chordata; Actinopteri; Characiformes; Serrasalmidae
Gene: sephs3
Product: selenophosphate synthetase 3
Exons: 8
Biological process (GO): L-selenocysteine biosynthetic process
Cellular component (GO): cytoplasm
Molecular function (GO): selenide, water dikinase activity; ATP binding
Source: RefSeq, a predicted model, not a curated record